Sinocyclocheilus anshuiensis is the source of this 3299-nucleotide messenger RNA. It is a transcript of the gene kcnd1, whose product is annotated as potassium voltage-gated channel, Shal-related subfamily, member 1. Gene Ontology annotation, cellular component: dendritic spine; postsynaptic membrane; neuronal cell body. The coding region runs from base 283 to 2181 and encodes 632 amino acids. NCBI's taxonomy places the organism in Eukaryota, Metazoa, Chordata, Actinopteri, Cypriniformes, Cyprinidae. The transcript has 7 exons. The record is from RefSeq and is a predicted model, not a curated record. Gene Ontology annotation, biological process: action potential; protein homooligomerization; potassium ion transmembrane transport. Gene Ontology annotation, molecular function: protein binding; A-type (transient outward) potassium channel activity.
GAGAUGCUGAGAUUCAAAUGGCUUUGACACUCUGACAGCCCCAAAUGUUUGUAGUAGAUAAUGAAAACAUUCGCCUACUUCCAUUUACCUCACAGGAUUCCUUCCUAGCUUAUUAAAUGUACAGACAAAGCAAGGAACUAGUCUGAGAUCCUCAGCUCGGAUGAUUAGUUUGGAAAGACUCUUUCUGGUCCAAAAAGGUUCAGAAAAGCUUCUCAGGACUGACUGGUGUUCUCCCCAUUGGUGUAUUUGAUUCAUUAGCAACACUUAGCCACCAAAUUAAACAUGGCUGCCGGAGUGGCAACAUGGCUACCAUUUGCCAGGGCAGCGGCCGUCGGCUGGCUUCCUCUGGCCAAGAAAAUCAUGCCCAAACCGCCCGUGGACAAAAAGAGCCGCAAUGACGAGAUCCUGUUCGUGAAUGUGAGCGGGCUCCGCUUCCAGACAUGGAAAAACACGUUGGACCGCUAUCCCGACACUCUGCUGGGCAGCUCGGAAAAGGAGUUUUUCUACAACGAGGACACUCAGGAGUAUUUCUUCGACAGGGACCCGGAGAUGUUUCGCCACAUUUUGAACUUCUACCGAACCGGUAAGCUUCACUACCCGAGGCAGGAAUGCAUUCAGGCCUUUGACGAGGAGCUGGCAUUUUACGGCAUCGUGCCGGACAUUAUCGGAGACUGCUGCAUGGAAGAAUACAGGGACCGCAAGAAAGAGAACCAGGAACGUUUGGCUGAGGACACAGAGGCCGAGAAUGCGACGGAUACUCCACUUCCGCCGCACAGCACAUCUCGGGAACGUUUGUGGCGCGCCUUUGAAAACCCCCACACAAGCACCAUGGCUCUCGUUUUCUACUACGUCACGGGUUUCUUCAUCGCCGUCUCGGUAAUAGCGAACGUGGUGGAAACCGUCCCCUGCCGACCCCCCAAAGGCAGCAAGAAAGACUUGCCAUGCGGCGAGAAGUACACGCUGGCGUUUUUUUGCAUGGACACGGCCUGCGUCCUCAUCUUCACGUUCGAGUACCUCAUGAGGCUUUUCGCCGCGCCCAGCCGCUGCAAGUUCAUGCGCUCGGUCAUGAGCGUCAUCGACGUUGUUGCCAUCAUGCCCUACUACAUCGGCCUGGUCAUGCCUGAGAACGAGGACGUCAGCGGUGCGUUCGUCACGUUGAGGGUGUUCCGCGUCUUCCGGAUCUUCAAGUUCUCGCGCCAUUCUCAGGGCCUGCGGAUCCUGGGUUAUACUCUGAAGAGCUGCGCUUCUGAGUUGGGCUUCCUCCUGUUUUCCCUCACCAUGGCCAUCAUAAUAUUUGCCACCGUCAUGUUCUAUGCCGAGAAAGGCACCAAGGGAACCAACUUCACCAGCAUCCCAGCCUCCUUCUGGUACACCAUAGUCACCAUGACAACACUUGGGUAUGGAGACAUGGUUCCAAACACCAUCGCUGGAAAAAUCUUCGGCUCUAUCUGCUCUCUCAGUGGCGUGCUGGUUAUCGCCCUUCCUGUACCCGUCAUCGUGUCCAACUUCAGCCGAAUCUACCAUCAGAACCAGAGAGCGGACAAGAUGCGAGCCCAGCAGAAAGUCCGACUUGCCAGGAUUCGCUUGGCCAAGAAGGGAACCACCAACGCCUUCCUACAUUACAAAGAAGAAGGAGGAUUUCAGGAUCGAGACAGUGACAAUGCUCUGUGUCUGAAGAACAGAUCUUCCUUUGAGCACCAACACCAUCACCUGCUGCAUUGUCUGGAAAAGACAACAAACCAUGAGUUCACAGACGAGUUGACGUUCAGUGAGAUGUGUAUGACUGAGUCGGUGGGCUAUCGCACGAGCCGCAGCACUUCCAUCUCCAGCCAGCAGGGGGUGUCGACGUCCUGCUGCCCCCGCAGGGGUAAGAGAAGAGCCAUCCGCCUCGCCAACUCCACCGUAUCUGUGAGCCGGGGCAGCAUACAGGAGCUGGACACUCUGCAAGUGCACAAAACCUCUGCUGGACCCCAAAGCCGCUCCAGUCUCAACGCCCGGACAGAAGACCUGAAGCUAAACUGUGAGGAUCGGGAUUUCACAGCGGCUAUAAUCAGUAUACCCACCCCACCCGCCAACACCCCUGACGAGAGUCUGCCGCCCUCUCCUGCCAUUCCCGGAAUCUUACGCAACUCUCGCUCUACUUUCUUCACCCAUGAGACAGUGAAGAUCUCCUCCUUAUAACCGCCACAAGCACACAAGCAUCCCCUACUGCACAAAGGAAAGGAAGUGAUGCGGGCUUCUCCUAGGAAAGAUCGCAAACGCCACAGAAAAGACAAAGUGCAUCUCGUAACAAAUCUGCUUCAUUCCAAAAUCGACAAUUCGAUGUGGACUUGCAUGAGCUGACGUGCUUUUUGUGACCCCGGACAAUUCACGCAAGACUGACGGUACACGUUUGGGGGAGAUUGAAAAGAUGAACUCAAUCGCAUUUUACGAUAAAUCAGCAGUUGUAGUGGCACAGAAGGCCUUUUACUUUUAAAGAUAUGCAAUGUUUCAACAAGCAGGAAUUAUGCCUAUACGUCCACUGCGUAAUACAGUUGCAGGAGAGAUUACAAAAGGCGUAAAUUAUCGUAAAGUACAUCGAUAUAUCGAACCCGUAGAUCUUUGCAGGGAAAAAUAGAACGGCCGAGAUGAAGGAGGUGGUGUAUAUGUAUCAAUAUUUGUAUCAUACCUCUUUAGAUCACAUGCAUCUUCAAAACCCCACAAAAAAAGAUGAGGAGAUUUCUGACCCAAACAUGCAUGUUGUUGUAUAGUAGAUACCAUGGCAGAGAAUGGAGCCGCCAACAUGCUACUCUCACAUACUUUUGCAUGGUACUUCUUUUACCUCCUUUUCGUUUGUCCUGUUUUCUUUCUUGACAUUGAUGAAAAAAGAUGAUAUUUACAGAGUAUUAAUGAUCAAACAUGUUGCACCAGAUGUGCACAUUAGAAAAAAAGAACGAUAAACAUUCAAAAAAACAUUCAGGCAUGUUCUUUGCAAAAAUCUGAGGUCGGCAAUGAGUGUGAGUAUGUGUGAUGGGCGACUGGGAAGGACUUGUGUUAUUUGAUCACAGAUAUGCGUGGAUACCGUUGUAGGUAUUUUUAUGUGUUUUCUCCCAUGGGAAAAUGAAAGGUUUCUAUAGCAUUUUAAAGCGAAUGGAGGGCGUUUACCACUGUCAUCGAGUUUUACUGCAGUAAUUAGAGUCACUUCAACUUAUUUUUCAUUUGGAUUGGUAAUUAAGUGUAACCUUUAAAACCUAGCUAGCUAUUUUAUACAAUAGCUUAUGCAUCGAACACGGCUAUGUAACGGUCCAGUGAAGCAUUUC